AUGUCCAUACCAUCCUCAAGUCCAUACCAUCCUCGCUCCAACGGCACGGCCGAGCGAGAACUGCAGGUGUCUAAGAAACUACUAAAGAAGUAUCCUUUCGGCUGUGUUGACUUGUGUAACUCCUUACUAGAGUGGCGGAACUUUCCGCGUGACAAGUGUUUAAAGUCUCCUUCGCAGCGGCUCAUGGGACGGCUCACCAGGAUUCUUCUACCGGUUCCGGCUACUCACAUGAAGCCUCGGACGCUGCAACCAAACUUCGUCCUGAAGCAACUUCUAAACAUCCGUCGCAAGCAACGCACCUUCUACAAUAGGGGUUCCAAGCCUCCACCUGAACUACCACUUGAGUGGACAGGCUCCGAGUUCUCGCUGGUGGUGUUGCUUCCCGACGACAAGAAUGGGCUCGCGUCUCUCGAGGCGAAGCUGAGUGCGUUGACAGCGCUUCGCUGCUUCAGCAGCCUCCGGCGGCACGGCCAAGUCCGCGUCAGCUUGCCCCUGUUCAAGGUAAAGCAGGUGACAGAGCUGAGUCCGGCACUGUCUGCUCUCGGAGUGCGCGACGUGUUUGGUGAGCACGCCCUGCUCUGGGGCUCAAGUAUGGGCGACAAGCGAGUGACUCUGAUGCGCCACGCGGCAGCAUUCGAGACUUCGCAGAACGGUGGUCGUCGACGCUCGCGUACCAAGCAACGUCAGAGUCAUUUGGCCCGGCUGACGCGCAGCAUCGGCGUUCUCCUCAGGAUGCCGCGCUUCCGCACCGACGUCAUCAGUGUGGACCGCCCGUUCGCCUUUUUUGUCACGUGUUCCCGCCCGGAUGCUGUCAUGUUGCUCGGUUCCGUGCGCGAGAUACGCUGGUGA
Messenger RNA from Rhipicephalus sanguineus (brown dog tick), 849 nucleotides. Its product is annotated as intracellular coagulation inhibitor 1. The transcript is spliced from 3 exons. The coding region runs from base 1 to 849 and encodes 282 amino acids. Lineage: Eukaryota; Metazoa; Arthropoda; Arachnida; Ixodida; Ixodidae. Gene Ontology annotation, molecular function: serine-type endopeptidase inhibitor activity. The record is from RefSeq and is a predicted model, not a curated record.